AUGACGACCGCUCAACGCACCGACGGCCUCCUGCCUCCUGGCACGGGCAAAGAUGCCCGCACCAUCUCCGCCGCCUCCUCUUACUCCACCAUCCGUCCCACCCAGUCCUACGCCCGCUCCGCCACUGGUCCACAGCCCGGCAGCUUUGCCUCUGAUCUUCGUAGUCUGCCCUUCUCUCGCGCCGCCGACCUCUCCCGCGCCGCCGACCUCUCCCGCACCGAUGUGAGCAGCUAUGGCGCGUACGACGCCAGCAAUGACCUCACCACCUCCGAGCAGCGCCAGGCCGACUACAGGAGUAAGAUUGAGAAGGAGAUGAAGAUGAAGGCGGGCACGGAGAAUCUGCUCGAGGCACUCACUCUAAAGAAAGAGAAGCAGGCACGCGAUCAGAGGCGCAUUGUCGAGGCGGAGCUGAACACGUCCAACCGCAAGAUUGCCCGCUUAAAGCUGGACCUCGAAGCGGAGAUUGAGCGAAGUAAAGAGCGGCCGACGAGUCCCCGAGCCAGACUGUCCCAAUUUUUCCGCUCUGCUCCCACCAGAUCGCCCGAUGGGCCGGGACAACAGCUAGGCCACGCAGAGGAAGAGUACGAUCCGGAGCUGGAAAGCCCUACCUACAUCUUCGCAGACAUCCUGCAGUCGCUGGAAGCCGAGGAGCUCGAUGCGGACUACUACAUCAAUCGCGCCAACGACCUCGUUGAGCUGUUUAAAAGGCACCCGACGCUCAAGUACGACUUGGCGUGGUCGAUUUUCGGCCUUCGCAUGCAAAUGCUGCUGCUCAGUGACUGUAGAGAGGUCGUGGCGGCCGCGUACAGAGUCAUGCGUUAUGCCAUUACCGAUCGCAAGUCCCUCGCGACCAUCCGAGCUCUGCAGACCGAUCAUCUCGUCGUCCUCUCAUUGGUGAAGGAAGGCAAAGCGCGCGUCGAACGCGAACAAGCAUUGAAGUUCAUCCGAGCCUUCUUGGAUGUGAAAGAUGGCUGCAGUGAGAUUCAUCCCUCAGUUGCACGCGUCGUUGUUGCCGUCGCCGAUCACUCCGACGAUACCCUCCGGAGCAUGGCUACGCUGACGUUGGCGGAAAUGCUGCUGAAAGAUCCGCAGCUCGUAAUCAACGCCGAUGGAGUUGGCGUGCUGGCGGAUGCCAUGGGCAGUGGCACAUAUCACGCUCCGGAAACCCUUCUUGCGCCUUUUGUGCAUCUCAUGGAUCUGCCCGCACGAAGGGCGAUGCUGGGCUCCGGCUACGAAUUCAGCGCGGCAUUUGCGACGUUCACCGAACCAUAUUCCUCCCAUUUUGAGGAGAAGCUGACAUCGAGCGCCAAAGUCAUCGCUGCCAUGUUCAAGUCGUGGCCCGGGCUGAUGACAUUGAGCUUGCACGACUUUUUGCCCGUUCGAUCGGUGGUGUCCUCCCUCUACAUUUCGAGCAUUCCCGUGAGGGCGGCAACGUUGGAUCUACUCAUCGACAUCUUGCGGGUGAAGUCGCCUUCUUGGUCGACGAGCUUCAUCGGAGGUCGAAGACUGACGACAUAUAACCGAGUUACAAACCUGAGGAUGCAGUCCAAGGACGCGAAACCCACCCAGUCCGAUGUUCUGGUCGACGAGCAUCAACGAAGUCUGGUCGAUCACUUCAUAGCUGUGGCUCUGGCUAUUCUACUUCGCCAAGGGCUGCUCAAGGGCCUCAUGCACGCCGAAAGCGAUGCACCGGACCAAGCUUUCCAGCGCAAGACGUCGUUAUUGAUCGCCGAAGUCUUGCGAUUGGCAUCCGAACUUCUGCCUAGCUCGUGGAGUCAAAGUCUGCAAUCCAUGCCUGGCCUGUUCAACAAUGCCAUCAAGUUUGAUGACGAAGACCGAUUCAAUGCUCUGGCUACGGUGUACCAAGUGGACAGCAUCAACCGAACAUUAUACCGAUCAAAUCCGGAACACGGCGGGGACAAGGAAGGCUCGCAAGGAAUUGAAGACGCCAGCGCAGCAUCCAGAGCGCGAGCCACCAGCAAGACACAAGUCAACGCGGCUAUGGACGAAGCCCUCUUCCGGCAGAAGAUGCUCGAUACGGGUGUUCUCAAUUCUGUCAACUAUCAAAAAUGGGACUGGCCACUGAUUCAAGACUUAAUUGAGGGGCCCAUGACCAACCCGCCUCGCUUCAACGACGCUCUCAAGAACGUCAAAUUCGUGCAUCGCCUGCUUGGCUUCCUGAGGCCGUUUAAGUUCCGGUUUUCAGAGGCGCCGAACACAAAGUCCAACCAGCGAUAUGUCCGCAUGGGUUGCAGCUUGCUAAAAUGCAUGCUGCAGCACAUGGAGGGGGUGGCGUAUUUGACGACGUCGAAGAUCAUUCCGCAGAUAGCAGAGUGCCUGGCUCAAUUCGAUCCCGUCAGCGGCAUCACCUCGAAGACGCCGCUCUUCUCGCCCCAGCGACUAUCUGAGACCCUUGUAAGCGGCUACUUCUCGAUGCUCGGUGUCAUGUGCUCGGACCAAAGAGGCAUCCACAUCUUGAUCAAGUGGAAGAUCAUCAACAUCUUCUAUCACAUUGUGGAGUUGAAGGACCGCGAUGAUCUCAUUCGCGCGAUGCUCACCAAUCUCGACUACACGCUCGACAGCCAUCCUCGAAUUAUCCUGUCAAAAACCAUGGUGUCUGGAUCCAAGCAGAUGAGGAUCACAGCGACUCGCCUGCUGCGUAAGUACGCCGUGCUGCCCAUCCAGACACAAACGAUCAUUGGCGGAGGUGCGGCGGAGUGGGCCAUACGCCUGCUAGUCGGGCAGUUGUACGACCCGGAGAUUGAGGUGUGUGAAGUGGCCAUCAAGAUCCUCGAGGAGGCGUGCAAUACCAUGACCAGUCUGGAAUAUGUGGUCAGAUGCCGCCCCGCGCUGGAUCAUCUCGGUGAGAUUGGUGCUCCGCUGCUCCUCCGCUUCCUGUCGACAUCCGUCGGCUACCAUUAUUUGGAUGGCCUCGAUUACAUUACCAAGGAAAUGGAUGACUGGUUCCUCGGCCGCAACGAUACCUACGUCACCCUCGUGGAGGCCUCGCUUGCGCGGGCACUGGCGGAUCUACCGGAGAAGACGCCAUCGGGCCUGGACGAACCAGUAGAGCCGCAAGAUUAUGGCACCGUGCCCCCUCACUUUUAUCGGGAGCUGACUCGCACGGCGGAAGGCUGCGAACUACUCAAGGUCAAGGGGCAUUUCGAGGAGUUUGCCGCCACCAUCCAAGACUUUGCCAGGGAAGACGAAGACCCCGAGACCAUCUUGAAGGUGAAGGGAUGUCUUUGGGCAGUUGGAAAUGUCGGAUCCAUGGAACUUGGCGCACCCUUCCUGGAACGAACGGACGUCGUGAAGUAUAUCGUGCAAAUCGCGGAGUCGUCACUCGUCAUGACACUCCGGGGCACCGCAUUCUACGUCCUCGGCCUGAUCUCUCGAAGUCUACACGGUCAAGAGAUUCUCGCGGAGUACGGAUGGGAUGGCACGACCAACGCCGUGGGGGAGAGCCUCGGCUACGUCCUCCCAUUGGACUUUGACAAACUCUUCUCCAUCCAGCCCUUCACGGCCGCACACCAGCGAGAAUCGGACGUCGCGCGGCUGCGCGUACGCACCGGCGCCACGUCCGCCAUCACCGAUGACGACCCGACCAAUGCGGGUAUUCUGAGUGGCAUCACCAAGCUUGGCAACACGGUGCUCACCAACAAGUCGCUGGCGGCGCUGGCCGCGUUCAAGCACCAAAAGGCGCCUGGGUUCCACUCGCCUGCGCUGUUCAAGAAGGUGAUGGCGCUGCUGGCAAGUUAUGCGUAUGGCAUCUCCCAGCGGCGAUACGUGAUUGAUCUGUUUGACAAGAGCGUCUUGCGCAAAAUCGUAUUGGAGGAUGAGGAGGAUAGUAGUGAGGACGAAGGGCGUUAA
Messenger RNA from Neohortaea acidophila, 3870 nucleotides. Its product is annotated as Rapamycin-insensitive companion of mTOR, N-term-domain-containing protein. Gene Ontology annotation, biological process: TORC2 signaling. The transcript has a single exon. Lineage: Eukaryota; Fungi; Ascomycota; Dothideomycetes; Mycosphaerellales; Teratosphaeriaceae. The record is from RefSeq and is a predicted model, not a curated record. Gene Ontology annotation, cellular component: TORC2 complex. The coding region runs from base 1 to 3870 and encodes 1289 amino acids.